Molecule: messenger RNA, 1876 nt
Organism: Juglans microcarpa x Juglans regia
Lineage: Eukaryota; Viridiplantae; Streptophyta; Magnoliopsida; Fagales; Juglandaceae
Product: serine carboxypeptidase-like 2
Exons: 14
Coding region: 172-1656 (494 amino acids)
Biological process (GO): secondary metabolic process; proteolysis
Molecular function (GO): serine-type carboxypeptidase activity; acyltransferase activity, transferring groups other than amino-acyl groups
Source: RefSeq, a predicted model, not a curated record
CACGUGAUACUAUUUUAUUGGUAUGAACAACUUAGGCCUAGCUACCAAUAAAACCUUGUACCCACGUGAUACUAUUUCUCUCCGGAAAAAUAUCAUCAGCAAACUAGCAACUCGAAAGAGCUCCUUGCUUUCUGCGUAUUUACCACAAAGCACACAUUACAAACGGCCAAGAUGAAGACCAGCGUGCCAGGCCAGAGACCCAAAAACCUAUUCAAUUCAAGCAGCAGCUACAGUAGUAGUAGUAGUAAUCUCACAAUGUGGUGGCCGUCUGUAGUAGUACUUGUUCAUAUAUUGCUCUUGAUCUCCAACUCGGUUGAGUCGCAGUCCAUCAUCGACACUCUUCCAGGUUUCCCCGGCAAGCUUCCCUUCAAACUCGAAACUGGGUACAUUGGCGUUGGAGAGUUAGACGAGGUGCAGCUAUUUUACUACUUCAUCGAGUCUGAAAGGAGUCCUAAGGAUGAUCUUCUGGUGCUCUGGCUCACCGGUGGUCCCGGUUGUUCUGGUCUUUCUGGCCUCAUAUAUGAAAUUGGUCCUUUGUCUUUCAACUACGCAAAUUCCAGUGGGAAUAAACCAACAUUCGAGUUGAAUCCGUACUCAUGGACAAAAGUUGCCAACAUAAUAUUUUUGGAUGCGCCGGUUGGCACUGGAUUUUCAUAUGCAAAAAGUUGGGAACUAUACAACAGUAGUGACACAUCAUCUACAGCACAAACUUAUGAAUUUCUGAGAAAGUGGCUCGUGACUCAUUCCAACUUUCUCUCAAACCCACUCUAUAUUGCUGGUGAUUCUUAUUCAGGCAUCACUAUUCCCAUCAUUGUUCAAGAUAUAUCAAAUGGAAACGAAAUUGGGCAUCGGCCACCAAUGAAUCUCAAAGGCUAUGUGCUGGGCAACCCAUUUACGGAUGUGAUUUUCGACCUGAAUUCAAGAAUUAAAUUUGCCCACCGAACAGCACUUAUAUCCGACAAACUUUAUCAGUCGACUAAAACAAGCUGCAAAGGCGAAUAUAUGCGUCCAGAUCCAAACAACACAAAAUGCAUGGAAGAUCUUCAAAUAGUUGAUGAGUGCAUCGCCAAAAUAUAUACUCCCCACAUAUUGGAACCAAAGUGCGCUGCAUACUCCCCAAAGCCAAAUAAGCUUUGGAAUUGGAGCCCACUCGGUGACGAUUUCUUUGAAAUACUCACUUCAACACCUCAAGUUCCUGGACCAUGGUGUCGGAACUAUGACUAUCUGUACUCCUACAUUUGGGCAAAUGAUAAAACGGUGCGGAAUGCUCUUCACGUCCGAGACGGAACAAUAACAGACUGGGACAGAUGUAAUAAGAGCCUAAUAUAUGCACAUAAUAUCAUAACUAGUAUUGAUUACCAGCAGAACCUCACCAAGAAAGACCUCCGAGCUCUGGUUUACGGCGGCGAUCACGACCUGACGAUCCCGUAUGUGGGCACACAAGAAUGGAUAGAAUCACUGGACUUGUCUAUAAAGGAUAACUGGAGACCUUGGUUUGUCGAUGGUCAAAUUGCAGGCUAUGUCACGAUCUAUACAGAGAAAAAGUACAGUUUGACAUUCACAACUAUAAAGGGUGGGGGUCACACUGCACCAGAGUACAAGCCUAAGGAAUGUCUCGCCAUGAUUGAUAGAUGGUUUUCUUACUACUUCCUAUAGCACGGAUUAUCAAAUAGCUCAUUCUCAUUCCAGUUAGCUCGUUUUUAUUGAUGUAAUAGUUGGAGAACCUACAAGUAGCAAGUGUUUUGUCAAUAAAUGGCUAGCUGUACUGUAACAGGCUCUAGAUCUACAAUGUUCUAUUGAAGGUGAAUCAGUUAAGAUCCAUCUGCAUGCAUAAACAGAGAAAGCACCUUCGUAUUAAGACCGCCUUGUUGUUCCA